AUGCCGCGACACCGCUCCCUUCCUGAAGAGGAAGCGGAGCUUCUAACCAAAGACGAGCGAUCCGCGCGCGCCUCAGAAGACGAGUCUGAUGCCUCUAUAUCGUCCAUAUCCACCACGUCGCUAGUUCUUGAACACAUCAACAACCCAGCAGUCACUGGUGCAUCGCGUUUAAAUCGUGGAGAAAAGUACACCGACGACGACGAUGCAAGUCACCCACACGAACAGUUUGACAUCGAGGGCGCACAAUACCGCGCCCCAACAGGGGUAGAUAAGAAGACGCGAAGAUGGUUAUGGAUUGUAGGCACAGCAUGCGUAGCAGGAUGGACGCUUGCGCUGGUGUUCUUCUUGAUGAGCGGCACCUACAAGCCUGUCUCGAGCCGACCACACGACCCUCUCGCGAGCUCAACAAAGGGUUCCGGAAAGAAGAUUACUAUGGAUGAUGUUUUGGGUGGUCGAUUCUAUCCCCAACAACAGAGCGUCGAGUGGAUAGCAGGCCCAUCGGGCGAGGACGGCUUGUUGCUUGAGAGAGACUCUGGGAAAGAGGGAUACUUGGUAGUCGAGGAUAUCAGAAGCAAGGGCAAUGCAAGGGCUACAAACGCACAAACCACCCUUAUGAAAGAAAAGAGCUUCACGGUGGACGGGACAUCUGUUUAUCCUAACGACGUUUGGCCAAGCAAGGACUUCAAGAAGGUACUCGUCCUGUCGAAUUACCAGAAGAAUUGGCGACACUCUGGUACGGGCAAGUACUGGAUAUUCGAUGUCGAGACACAAACUGGUGAGCCUCUGGAUCCUCAAAACCCAGGAGCUGUGAUCCAACUGGCCUCCUUGUCACCGCAAUCGGAUGCGGUCGUCUUUACAAGGGACAACAACAUGUUCUUGCGCAAGUUGGAUUCCAAAGAGGUCGUCCAAAUCACCAAGGACGGUGGGACUGAAUUGUUCUACGGCAUCCCUGAUUGGGUAUAUGAAGAGGAGGUCUUCCAAGGCAACAGUGCAACAUGGUGGUCUGAAGAUGGCAAGUACAUUGCCUUUUUGCGCACAGAUGAAUCAACCGUUCCGACGUACCCGGUCCAAUACUUUUUGUCACGGCCCAGCGGAGAAAGGCCCAAGGCUGGCGAAGAAAACUAUCCCGAAGUUCGCGAGAUCAAGUACCCCAAGGCUGGUGCGCCAAACCCGAUCGUAUCACUACAAUUCUAUGACGUUGAAAAGGGCGAAGUUUUCAGUGUCAAAAUUGAGGAUGAUUUCCCAGAUGACAACAGGCUAAUCACCGAGAUCGUUUGGGCGGGCAAGACAAAGCAGGUACUUGUUCGGGAAACGAACCGUGAGAGCGAUGUCCUCAAGCUAGUGUUGAUGGACGUCGAGCAACGUACUGGAAAAACCAUCAGGACCGAGAACAUUGCGGAAUUAGACGGUGGAUGGUUUGAGGUUUCGCAAAAAACUACUUUUGUACCAGCAGAUCCUGCCAACGGUCGUGAGCACGAUGGCUACAUCGACACUGUCAUUCAUGAGGGUUAUGACCACAUUGGCUACUUUGCGCCUUUGGACAGUGACAAGCCUGUAUUGCUCACCCAGGGCGAAUGGGAAGUUGUCGAGGCGCCGUCCCGAGUGGAUUUGAAGAACAACUUGGUCUACUACAUUUCCACAGAGAAAGACUCCACAGAGCGACAUGCAUACUCUGUGUAUCUGAACGGCACCGGGAAGAGUGAAGUCGUAGAGAAUAGCGGUUCAGGGUACUAUGACGCAUCAUUCUCGGCCGGUGGUUCAUACGCCUUGAUAUCAUACAAAGGUCCUGGAAUUCCAUGGCAGAAGAUCAUCAGCACAUCAGCAAACAAGGAGAAAUACGAAAAGACAAUCGAAGAAAACAAAAGCCUCGAUCGCUUAGUACGCCAACUUGAGUUGCCAAUUCUCAAAUAUCAGACAAUUGACGUUGACGGUUUCAAACUAAACGUUCUCGAACGCCGCCCACCACAUUUUGACGAGAAGAAGAAAUACCCAGUGUUGUUCUACCAGUACAGCGGUCCAGUUUCACAGGAAGUGAACAAGCGGUUCAAGGUUGAUUUCCAAUCCUACAUUGCUGCGAGUCUUGGAUACAUUGUUGUCACUGUAGACGGACGCGGUACAGGUUUCCUCGGUCGUAAGAUGCGCUGCAUCACUCGGGGGAAUCUUGGAUACUAUGAAGCGCACGACCAGAUUGCAGCGGCUAAGAUUUGGGCGAGUAAAAAGUAUGUUGAUGCUGAUAGGUUGGCUAUAUGGGGUUGGAGUUUUGGAGGCUUCAACACCCUAAAGACCCUUGAGCAGGAUGGAGGAGAGACGUUCAAGUACGGAAUGGCCGUUGCGCCUGUUACCGACUGGCACUUCUACGACUCCAUUUACACAGAGCGCUAUAUGCACACGCCCCAGAACAACCCCGAAGGCUACGAAAACUCGACCAUCACAGACGUGAGAUCGCUCGCGAAGAAUGUCAGGUUUCUUAUCAUGCACGGUGUUGCCGAUGACAACGUGCACAUGCAGAACACACUUACUCUACUGGACCGGUUGGAUCUUGCAGGCAUUGAAAACUACGACGUACACGUGUUCCCAGACUCGGACCAUAGCAUCUACUUCCACAACGCCAACAAGAUUGUCUAUGAUAAAUUGAGAUGGUGGCUUAUCAAUGCGUUCAAUGGCGAAUGGUCGAGAAUUGCAAAUGCAAGUCCAAAGGCACAGAUUGAUGCCAAGUCGGUAGAAAAGUAA
Messenger RNA from Bipolaris oryzae ATCC 44560, 2730 nucleotides. RefSeq lists its product as uncharacterized. Gene Ontology annotation, biological process: proteolysis. Gene Ontology annotation, molecular function: dipeptidyl-peptidase activity; serine-type peptidase activity. NCBI's taxonomy places the organism in Eukaryota, Fungi, Ascomycota, Dothideomycetes, Pleosporales, Pleosporaceae. The record is from RefSeq and is a predicted model, not a curated record. The coding region runs from base 1 to 2730 and encodes 909 amino acids. The transcript has 2 exons.